Molecule: messenger RNA, 1657 nt
Organism: Scatophagus argus
Lineage: Eukaryota; Metazoa; Chordata; Actinopteri; Scatophagidae
Product: alanine aminotransferase 2-like
Exons: 11
Coding region: 47-1471 (474 amino acids)
Biological process (GO): biosynthetic process
Molecular function (GO): pyridoxal phosphate binding; L-alanine:2-oxoglutarate transaminase activity
Source: RefSeq, a predicted model, not a curated record
CGAGUGUUGAGCGUCUCACUUAAACCUCAGCAGUCACACAGGAGAGAUGAGCUCUGUGCAGGAGGUGAAUCCCAGGGUGCUCAGGAUCCGAGCCCCGACGUGCCUGCAGAGAGAGGCUGCACGCAUCACGCAGGAGAUCUCACAGGGAGCAGAGAAACCCUUCAAGAAGGUGAUUGAUGUCAGUUCAGGGGAUCCCCACAGAGCGGGAAUGGCUCCCAUCUCAUUUGUUCGCCAGGUCUUGGCAGCAUGUUUGUACCCUGAGCUCCUCAAAGAAGAAAGCCUGCCUCUGGACGCCAGGCAGAGGGCCGAGAGGCUUCUGGGCGCCUGUGGAGGGAGCGUAGGUUCGUACUCUGUAACCUCCAGAGGUAUACCUCAUGUCCUGCAAGGUGUUGCUGAGUUCAUCACGAGGCGAGAUGGUGGAGUGACUUCAGACCCAGAAAGCAUCGUGUUCUCCACUGGCGCUCAGAAGAAUCUGUUGCUGGUUUUGCACCUGAUGGCCAGUGGGGAGGGGGAGGCUCAGACGGGUGUGUUGACCCCGGUGCCCUGCCCACACACUUUGCCCAUGCUGUUGGACGCGUGCGGGGUGACAGCGGUGCCGUACCUGCUGAUGGAGGACCAAGGCUGGGCUUUAGACCUGGUCGAACUGCACCGAGCGCUGAAGACCGCCAGGGGGUGCUGUGAGCCCAGAGCCCUUUAUAUCAGCAACCCAGGGAACCCCACAGGUCAUGUGCAGGACAGGAAGACAAUAGAGGACGUGAUUCGUUUUGCUGCGUCCGAGGGGCUCGUCCUGUUGGUUGAAGAGGUGUACCAGGACAGCACGUAUGGGCAGCAAAAAGAGUUUAUUUCCUAUAAGAGAGUCCUGUUUGACAUGGGAAAAAAGUACUCAGAGACAGUGGAGCUGAUCUCCAUAAAUUCCAUAUCGAAUGCCAGCAUGGGAGAAUGUGGUCUGAGAGGAAGUUAUAUGGAAGUGAUUAACUUAGACCCCGCAGUCAACAAGUAUUUAAGAAACAUGCAGGCCACCUCCAGCCCUCCGAUUUUACCGCAGCUCGCCCUGGACGUGAUGGUCAGUCCGCCCUCACCUGGAGAUCCUUCCUAUGAAACGUACAGACAGGAGAUUCUCCACAUCCAGACGACUCUGUCCCUGAAUGCUCAGCGUGCUCAUGAGUUCCUGAAUGAUCUGCCGGGCGUGAGCUGCCAGCCAGCGAUGGCGGGAGUCUUUCUUUAUCCCCGUCUGCGUCUACCACCUCAGAUGAUAGAGGAGGCCAAGAAGUUGGGGGUGGAGGCAGAUGUGCUUUACUGUCAGUGGUUGCUGGAGGAGGAAGGUGUGUGUUUGGGAGCAGGCUGCGAGAACGGACACGAAGGUCAAAACUACCACAUCAGACUGUGUGUUUUGGCUCCUCCUGCCACCCUGGAGGAGGUCCUGGCACGACUUUGUUCUUUCCACCUGCGCCUGUUGGACAGAUUUCCCUGACAGAAAUGUCAAGGACACACACGUUUUUACACAAUUUACACGAUUAUCCUCCAGCGACAGUAAUUUUUGUAUUUUUAACUGGAAAUGCUUCAAUUGACAAUUCAAUUAACAUUUAAUUUAAUGCUUUAAAUUAAGAUAAGAUAAUCCUUUAUUAGUCCCAUAACUGGGAAAUUACAGAUAAACAAA